Ilex paraguariensis (yerba mate) is the source of this 4677-nucleotide messenger RNA. Lineage: Eukaryota; Viridiplantae; Streptophyta; Magnoliopsida; Aquifoliales; Aquifoliaceae. The record is from the annotation of a GenBank genome assembly.
AUGGAGGUUAUACACAAGGCACCUUUUGGAGAAGUGAUCUCUCUUGACGUGGCCAAACCAUAUGGGACAUUACAAUAUGAUGUUAAAAUUGAUCAGUGGAAAAACAGAUUUAGUGAUCAUGAUGGAGAGCCUUACAGAAUAUUGCCAGGGGAUAUCCUUAUCUUUUCGGAUGCAUAUCCUGAGACUGUAUCUGAUUUUCACCGAGCAGGUUGGACAUGGAAUUUUGCACUAGUCACUAAUCUUUCAGAAGACGAGAAUGAAGAAAGUGGUACAUGGACCAGUUUUAAAGUCAAAACAUUAAAAGAAAUUGACGUCAAAGAUAGGAUGCAGAAGUCUCUGUUCAUGAUUUUUUUGAUAAAUGAAACGGCUAACAAAAGAAUGUGGAAUUCAUUGCACAUGUUCAGAAAUAUGAAGAUUAUUGAGGAAGUUCUGUGCACUCGUUCAGCGGUUGAAGAAAAUUGCAAUCUUUGUUCAGUACUUAGCGACAUUAAAAUGGCUGAAAGAGUUGGCACAAAUAUGUCCAUACUAAAUGAAUCUCAAACUGAGGCAAUCUUGGCUUGUCUUCGUGGACUGGAGUGUAACCACAAGCCUUCUGUGGAACUUAUAUGGGGGCCCCCAGGAACAGGGAAGACAAAACUCUUAAGUGUGAUGCUUGUUACACUCUUAAAAAUGAAGUACAGGACACUUAUCUGUGCCCCAACCGAUGUGGCAAUAAGGGAAGUGGCCUCUCGGGUGGUAAAACUGGUGAGAGGGUCACUUGAAACUGAAUCUGAAAAAGGUGAUUUAUUUUGCUCUUUAGGAGAUGUAAUUUUAUUGGGGAAUAAAGAUCGGCUGAAAGUUAGUUCAGACAUUGAAGAGAUCUAUGCAGAUUAUCGUGUUGAAAGGCUUGUAGAGUGUAUAAGCCCGCGGAUUGGUUGGAGGCAUUGUUUAUCUUCCAUGAUUGAUUUUCUUGAAGAUUGUGUUUGUCAGUACCGUAUUUUUGUGGAAAAUGAAUUGAUCAGAGCAAAAGAACACAGUCAUGAAGAUGAAGUAAUAAAGGUGGAAGUUAGAUCAUUUCUUGAGUUUGCAAGAGACCGGUUCAAACCUAUUGCAUCAUCCCUCAGGACAUGUCUAUAUAUAUUCUGUAUUCAUUUGCCUAGAAGCUUCAUUAAAGAACAGAAUUUCCAACUCAUGGUGGAUCUUAUUCGAUUACUUGAUUCAUUUGAAAAACUGUUUGAAGAGAAUGUGGUUUCAGAAGAACUGGAGGGGCUAUUUUCGCACCAGCAAGUAGUUGAAGAUUCUUGUGAGUCAGUUGUGGAUACAUCAUCCCAGUCAUGCAUGAGAAGCUUGUGCCUCUCUGCUCUAAAAACUCUUCGACGUUCUCUUGAAGAGCUUGGCCUUCCAAGUGUGAUGGACAGAGGUUCAAUGAAGGCAUUUUGUUUUCAAAAAGCUUCCUUAAUUUUCUGCACUGCUUCUAGUUCAUAUAACUUGCACUUAAUGGAUAUGAAUCCACUCAGCUUGUUAGUCAUUGAUGAAGCUGCACAGUUGAAAGAGUGUGAAUCCAUCAUACCCCUUCAACUCCAAGGUAUAAGCCAUGCUAUUCUCGUUGGGGAUGAGUGUCAAUUACCAGCAAUAGUUACUAGCAAGGUUUCUGAUGAAGCUGGAUUUGGGAGAAGCUUAUUUGAAAGAUUAAGUUCAUUGGGUCAUUCAAAGUACCUUCUUAAUAUGCAAUACAGAAUGCAUCCGUCUAUUAGUAUCUUUCCAAAUUCAAAUUUUUAUCACAACAAGAUCUUGGAUGCACCAAAUGUUAAGAGCAAACGCCAUGAAAGGCAUUAUCUUCCAGGGCCAAUGUUUGGUCCCUAUUCAUUUAUAAAUGUUGUUGGUGGUAGAGAAGAAUUGGAUGAUGUUGAACAUAGUCACAGAAAUAUGGUUGAGGUAGCUAUUGUGGUGAAGAUAGUGCAGAGUCUAUAUAAAGCAUGGAAUGCCUCGAAAAAGAAGAUUAGCAUUGGUGUAAUAUCACCCUACGCUGCUCAAGUUAUGGCGAUCCAAGAUAAGCUUGGGCAGAAGUAUGAGAACUAUGAUGGAUUUGUGUUGAAAGUUAAGUCUGUUGACGGAUUUCAAGGUGGAGAGGAAGAUAUUAUAAUAAUAUCAACUGUGAGGUCUAAUAGGGGUGGAUCUAUUGGUUUCAUAUCUAGUCCUCAAAGAACUAACGUUGCUUUGACAAGAGCCAGGCACUGUCUCUGGGUUCUGGGAGAUGAAAAGACACUAAUUAAGAGUGAAUCAAUUUGGGAAGUGUUAGUAUGUGAUGCUAAGGUCCGUCAAUGUUUCUUCAAUGCUGAUGAAGAUGAUAAUAUUUCCAAAACUAUAUUAGAUGUGAAGAAAGAGCUCGAUCAACUUGAUGAUUUGCUAAAUGGGGACAGUAUGCUUUUCUAUAGUGCAAGGUGGAAGGUUCUUUUCAGUGAUAACUUCAGAAAAUCAUUUAAGAAGCUUAAGUCUUCUCGCCAGAAGAAGUCAGUCGUGAACCUUCUAAUUAAGCUAUCUAGCGGCUGGCGACCUAAGAGGAACGUGGACUCAGUUUGUGGAAGCUCUUCACAGAUCAUGAAACAAUUCAAGGUUGAACGACUUUAUAUUGUUUGCACAAUUGACAUUGUGAAGGACUCUAAGUUCAUACAAGUUUUAAAGGUUUGGGAUAUAUUGCUGUUGGAGGAGAUCCCAAACCUGGUGAGACGUCUUGAUAGCAUAUUUGCUAUGUACACUGAUGAUUUUAUCAGACGCUGCAAGAAGAAAUCUCUAGAGGGGGAUUUGGAAGUUCCAAUGAGUUGGGUGACCUCUUAUGACAUUGUACGGUUUAAGGAUCUGAGUAAAAAUGAACUUGGCAAUGACUCAAGUACUGGUGCCAUAGAUGGUAGAAGCUAUGUUGAAAAUUCAAAGGUGAGUGAAAGCUUGUUGCUGAUGAAGUUCUACUCCUUAUCAUCCGGUUUUGUGAACCACUUGCUUUCUGACCUUGAUGGCCAAGAACUUGAUCCCCCGUUUGAAGUAACAGAUGAGGAGCGGGAGAUAAUUCAAUUCUGUAGAAGCUCCUUUAUAAUUGGUCGGUCAGGAACUGGGAAAACUACUGUUUUGACCAUGAAAUUAUUCCAAAAGGAACAACAGCAUUAUAUUGCCUCUGAGGGAUUUCAUGCAGGUAAGAACAGUGCGGCUACACAUUUGAGCCAGACAAAGCAGGUCAACAAGUGCAUUCGGGAGACUAACUUGCGGCAGCUUUUCGUGACCGUGAGUCCAAAACUGUGCCACGCUGUCAAACAGCAUGUUAACCAGCUGACAAGCUUUGCUCGUGGUGGGAGUUAUUCAUCAGAAAUCAGUUUGAUCGAUAUUGACGAUGUGUCACAAUUUAAAGAUGUCCCUGAUUCUCUUGUUGACAUUCCUGCCAAAAAGUACCCCCUCGUCAUUACUUUUCAUAAGUUGAUAAUGAUGCUGGAUGGAACAUUGGGUAAUUCGUACUUUGAUCGAUUCCAAGUUUUAUGGGAUAAUUCUUGUGAUAAAAGUAGAAGUUCAAGAUCGGUUGCAUUGCAAACAUUUAUAAGAAUGAAGGAGGUUAACUAUAACAGGUUUUGUUCACUUUAUUGGCCCCAUUUCAACACCCUGCUGACAAAGGAGCUUGAUCCGUCGCAAGUGUUUACUCAGAUAACUUCCCAUAUAAAAGGAGGCGUGCGAGCAGGGGAGGCCCUUGAUCAUAAACUCAGUCGCGCAGAGUAUGUUUCAUUGUCUGAGGGUCGAGUGUCCACUUUGAGCGUGCAGAAGAGGGAAAGCAUAUAUAAUAUUUUUCGAGAUUAUGAAAAAAUGAAGACUGAACAUGGUGAUUUUGAUUUAGCUGAUCUAGUAAUUGACCUUCAUCAUAGGCUGAAAAAUGAAAAAUUGGAGGGUGACAAAAUGGAUUUUGUAUAUAUUGACGAAGUGCAAGACCUUACGAUAAAACAAAUUGCGCUUUUCAAAUAUAUCUGCAGAAAUAUUGAUGAGGGCUUUGUUUUUUCUGGUGAUACAGCACAGACGAUUGCACAAGGGAUUGAUUUUAGGUUCGAGGAUAUACGGUCUCUGUUCUAUAAUGAUUUUAUAUUGCAAUCAGUAAGUGAUGAAUCUACUGGAAGAAAAGAAAAAGGACUGAUAUCAGAAAUUUUUAAUCUGAGGCAGAACUUCCGAACCCAUGCUGGUGUGCUUAAAUUAGCACAGAGUGUUAUUGAUCUUCUUUGCCAUUUUUUUCGAAAUUCUAUUGAUAUUUUGAAACCCGAGACUAGUCUUAUAUAUGGUGAAGCUCCAGUUUUACUUGAACCUGGCAAUGAAGAAAAUGCAAUUGUAACUAUUUUUGGAAACAGUGGAAAUGUUGAUGGGAAGAUUGUUGGCUUUGGUGCUGAGCAGGUCAUAUUAGUACGCGAUGACUCUGCCAGGAUGGAAAUAUCUGAUUAUAUUGGAAAGCAAGCUCUUGUUUUGACUAUAAUGGAGUGCAAGGGCCUCGAGUUUCAGAAAGAACAGAAUCAAAUAAUGUAUGAAAACUCACUUGCAAUGGGUGAUGCUAUGAACGCAGAACUUACUGAAACCUUCCACAUCCGUCCAGCAUUGCUUCAAGCCAUCCUCACUAUGUCACUUUCUUUGUUCCUUUUGUUGGGAAAAUCACUGUUCAUGAAUCUGCAAUACCACCUUUAA